Nicotiana attenuata is the source of this 525-nucleotide messenger RNA. RefSeq lists its product as uncharacterized. The coding region runs from base 1 to 525 and encodes 174 amino acids. The record is from RefSeq and is a predicted model, not a curated record. Lineage: Eukaryota; Viridiplantae; Streptophyta; Magnoliopsida; Solanales; Solanaceae. The transcript has a single exon.
AUGUGCAAUGAUAUGGUUAAGGCAUGGAUCACUAACUCUGUGUCUAGGGAGAUUGCAACCAGUGUCAUGUGUCUCAAGACUGCAAGGGAAGUCUGGAAAGACAUAAAUGAUAGAUUUGGUCAAGCAAAUGGUUCCAAAUAUCUUCAAAUCCAAAGAGAAAUCAGCACAACCACACAAGGCUCUUCUGAUAUUGCCACAUAUUUCACAAAAUUUAGGAGUCUAUGGGAUGAAUUAAACUCUUCCUAUGUGGGUCCUGUCUGCUCCUCUGGAGCCCUUCCAAAGUUCAUAGAGGAUCAACAGUUAUUUCAGUUCCUCAAUGGUUUGAAUGAGUCAUACUCUACUGUGAAGAGUGCCAUUAUGAUGAUGAAUCCCCUUCCUCCAAUAAGCAAAGCUUAUUCCCUGUUGCAACAAGAUGAGAGUCAAAAGGUAUCUCUCUCAAAUGUCUCUAACUUCUCUGGUGACUCUGCAUCCUUUUCUGUGUCAACUGGUCAUCAGCAAAUAGUAAGAGUUUCACCCAAAGGGUAA